Molecule: messenger RNA, 10645 nt
Organism: Leptopilina boulardi
Lineage: Eukaryota; Metazoa; Arthropoda; Insecta; Hymenoptera; Figitidae
Product: C-Maf-inducing protein-like
Exons: 9
Coding region: 2973-5981 (1002 amino acids)
Source: RefSeq, a predicted model, not a curated record
AAAGACUUUUAUAUCAGGUUUUGUUUUGAAUUUUAUUUCAAAAGAUUUUCCUUCAAUUUCUUUCUAUUCAGAAUUGACAAAAAUAUUUAUUUUAUAAAAAAUGUCAAUUGAAUUUUUUUUAUCGUCACAUGCGGUUUGAAAAGUCGAAGAGUGUGGGUGCAAAACUGUAGCGCGAUCUCGUUUCGAGCGCGGUGAACUAUUAAACGUUUAUCACUAUGCGCGAGUUUUACUUUUACACAAUUUGCAGUUGCGCGAUCGGCGCGUACGUGAACGGUACUCUCCCUGGCAGUGUACCCAAUGCCAGUCCGAUGGCAAGUUCACUUACACUUAUAUUUUGCAAAUCAGAAUUAAAAUCUCCCCCAAAAAGAAACAAAUAAUAUAUAAUAAUCACAUAAAAAGAAUUAAAAAAAGGAGGUGGCUAGGAAAUAGGAUUUAAUCUUAACAUGCAAUUUUGCCUCGCGUGACAAAUCAAACAAUCCAAAUAUAUAUAUAUAUAUAUAUUAUUACAAUCAUCUUUUUUGAUAUUUUUCAAAAAGUCUAGGCAAAUCAGAAUUUUUAGUUUUGACAGUUUCAAACAAUUUUUCCACCUAAUGAAUCAUUUGUCAAACGGCGAGGAACAAUUUUGAUUGUUGUCAGGAGAGCUGGAGAAGGUUUCAUUGCAGAAGGUGAAAGAAUUGUCAUCAGGAGGUUUAAAAAGAAGUUGAAGUAUUUAUUAGGAUGUGGAAGAAUUAAUAAUCGGGAAUCCGAGAAUUAAUUAUAAGGAGAUGAAGGAUUUUAAAAGCAGUUGAAUUAAUAAUCUGGAAAUAAUUAAUUAUUUGUCCAGGAAUUUAAAAAAAAUAAUAUUAUCAGGUGAUUCAAAAUGUGUAAUUCAUUAGAAUUAUAAUUCACAUCAUUACGGAAACUCAAUUCCUAUUAAUCAAAAUUUCACUGAUAAAUUAUUAGGUAUUUUACAAAUUUUGAUCAUUCGGAAUUUUAAGAUCGAGUGAUCAAAUAGUGUUACUUCGAAUCAAGAAUCAAAGACGAAUUAGUGAAUAACAAAAUCAAAAACGAUGCAAAUUACCUGGGUCAAAUUCCAAAAAUCAAAAUCAUGGCUUUCUUGAAAUCAAAAAUUCAAAUAGAUUUUUUCUAUUGAAUCUUGAUCAACAAAGAUCAAACUGAUGAUUAAUUAGAUCUAUUCUUUUUGGAUCUUUCUUAUCCAAAUUGAUUAAAAAUUAGCUCCAGUUUUUUGGACCAAUUUUUCUUCUAUUUUUCUCUAACUACUUGAGGGGAGUCACGACCCCCGGGACAAAUAUCAUAUGUGUAUACAUUUAGCCGCGGGUGAAGAUAAUAGAGAGGUUGGAUGUUUAUGAGAUUAUUUCAAGGGGAAGAAGAGAAGAAAAAUAGGGAAAUGACACGUGUUUUGAAUCAGUGAUCAAUUUGGGUGAGAGUGAUAUUUGAAAAAGAUUCUUUCUUUCUCUCUGUGAUAUUUGUGCGGCGUGGUUUGAUAAUAAUAUCAGUGUGCAACGCGUACAUUCUGAACACACACGAGGAGCAUUGCCAUCGAUCGGGACGGACGUCGUGCGCCGCGACGCCCACCACCGUUUCGUUUCUUGCCACCAGCUUCUACUUGUCGUGUGCCCCACCUGCCAGUGGACUAUUAGACUAUUACGCCAUCAGAAACACGCCUUGGAGUGUCACACUCUGGUGGCAUCGACUCUCUCUCUCUCUUUAUCUCUCUCUUUCUCUAUCAUUCUGUCUUUUCUCCUUCUCUCUCUCUCUCUCUCUCUCUCUCUCUCUCUCUCUCUCUCUCUAUUACAAAAAGCAGUCAGUGUCCCUUAAAAGUCAGUGUGGUGACGACUCGAACAAAUAUUGUGCUGGUCAGGAACAACUCAUCCUCUCUUUCUUUUCCUCUGUCGAUUUUUUCAUAAAAGUAAUUAACAUUCGUUUUUGGAAACGAAUUUGUCAAAAAUUUGUGGUAUUUAUUUCUUUUUCUUUGUAAAUAUGGAAUUAAUUUUUCUUCAUUUCCGCGAAUGAAGAAAUUCAAGUUUGUACGGUGAAUUUCCCCUGAGAAAAAAGUAAAGAUACGGAGGAAAAGAAAUAUAAGAAAAAACCUAAUAAUUACAAAAUCGAAAAUAAGUCAAGUUUCUUAAAAAUUAUUAUAGUAAAGAGAGGAAGAAAAUAUAGUGAAAGAAGAGAUAGAAAAAAUACUCAUAAAGUAGAAAAUAGAAGAAGAUCACGAAAAAGGUAAAAAAUAAAAGAAUUAAAAGUAACGGGAAAAUAAAAUAAGUUGAAAAAAAAUUUCUAAAAACAGAGAGAAAGAAAAUAAAAUAAAAUUUAAGAAGCUAAAAGAGAGAAGAAAUAUAAAAGAAACAACAAAUAGGAAACUAUAUAGAAAAAGUGAAACAAGAAGCAUAAAGAAAAACUCGAAAAGUGAAGUAUAUGUAAAAUUUAAAACCACUUGAGAAUUUUUUCUAAACAAAACUUGAAAUUUGUGAAAAUUUUUUUCAAGUUUCAGUUUUCGUGAAACGAUAAAAAUCAAAGCAAUCUCAUUUACAUAUCAAUAGCAAAUGCACAUGUUGAAAUAGGAUAUUUCUUUUCUUUUUAUUAUAAUUUCCAACCAACUAAAUAAUAGUUGUCAACUAUUUAUAAACUGACAGCCAUUCAUAAUAAAUUACUAUAUUUAUAGAAAUUCUAUAGUUAUUUAAAAAAUACUCCAAUCGAAAAUAUUUCGAUAGUUAGUAAAGUUUUGGAUAAUUAAUAUUUGCCGACUACAAGUUAUUUCUCGAAUAAAUAUAAAAAUCCAUACGCUCUAGAAGAAUUUCUUCCAAAGAAAGUGUAGAAGACUCUUCCAAAUGAUGAUCAGCUCCUUCCGAAGGGUGCGCAAAAAAUGAGAACAAGAAUAAUUUAGGACUUGCAAUUAAUCUCUUCCUUAAUAAUCCAUAUUAAUUCCCAAUUUCUCUAACUUUCCCACCGAAAAAAGAGAAGAGGAAAAUAUGUUCUGCUUCCAAAGACCAUUUUCACGAACGUCACGUGGCGUCACAAAUUCCCUAUCAACAAAAGAGGAGCACCCCGAAACAAAACGACGCGGUUCCGAGGCAACGAGCGAGGGUUCCGGCUCGUCGUCAAUUCGAUACAUUGACCAGGAACUCUCUAUUUCCGGUGGCAGUAGUACCGAAACUUUGCCUGGCAUUAAAUCCGAUUAUCUCGAAAACGAUCCACUCUCUCCAGGUCCCGAUACUCUUAUCAUCAACUCGCCCAGUAUCAAUGUCAUCAAAGUCUCGAAUGGCCAUCAUGAAGUGAAUUCUCAUUCCAACAGUACGGAUAAGAGUCGAUGGCGUAAAAAGCUUCUUCUAAGAAUUCGCUCAUCGGACUCGUCAAAUUCAAGUACCAAUGGGGAAUUACGAAGUUCGUCGCCAUCGCCCGCCAGUGAAUCAACACCCUCCUCGUCAGGUGGCUCAUCAUCGCGAAAUCCCGAAAUCGUUGAUCGACGGGAUUUCCUCAAUGUUCCAACGGCGGGAAUUUUUGCCGUCAAUGGAAUUCCAUUGGUGAAUGGGUUUAGCGAUCAAGAGGACGAAGAGGAGGAAGAAGACGAGGGGGUGGUGGAUGAGGAAGAGGAGGAGGAAGACGAUUAUGAUAUUUGUAAUCAAGAAACGGAAACUGAGGACGGCUCGUCAAUGCCGUCGAGUCCCGCUGCAGCGUCAACAGUCGGUUUGAAUUCAACGUCAAUUCCUUAUUACGGUUUUUUAUCGGUGAAUGGCGGUGCAAUGCGACAAGAGACAACCAGCACAAGUUCCCCGCAACUCUCGACUGAGAUUGCAAACAAUAUGGACGAUGUGUUGCCGACGAAGGAAUUAGACACUGGAAGUUUACGUGAUGAUAGCGAUGCCGAUAACAAAUGCCUAUUGAAACCUAUUGACAAUUUGGAGGCGACCGCGUGUUUGCCGGUGGCGCGAUCGUGUCCAAAUUUAGAACGACAAAGUGCCGGAUUUUUGACUACAAGUGGAUCCUCCAGUCCAAGCCCAAGUCCUGGUCCAGCGGGACCACGCUUCAAGCCACUUGAAGAGGGCGAUAUUCAAGUUUGUUAUCUCAAUCAUACGCGUACAUUGGUCAGCAAAAUUUUAUCCAGCAAAUUUCUCCGACGAUGGGAGACACACCAUCUUUAUCUCAACGAUGCUUGCCUAUCGUCUAAGGCGCUCUCUGGAUUUUUACAACAGCCAGUUCCAUAUAGCGCAAUGUCUGAAGUUUAUGCUGUGGCAAGAUGGGAUCCAAAUUACAAAUAUUGUUUGAGAAUUGUCCUUCCCGAUGGCUCGCUUUUGCUGCAAGCAAGCAAUGCUUAUACAAGGGACCAAUGGUACCAUUCAAUUCUCUGGAAGAAAAGUAUUUUCAAAUAUCAAUACAUGGUGUCAGUGAGCACCAGGGAGGAAGUUAUUCUUAAAGAAUUGAAGACCCUGGUGGAUUUUGCUCUUUGGACUCCCCUUCAGGAUGAACGAGUGCCCGGGGCGCCCCUCGAGGCAGUCGCAAAACUUUUAGAAGAUCCCGUCGUCAUCGAAUCCGACGUGAAAAAUGAUAAAUUGACUGACAUUAAUGAGAUGAAAGAGAAAAAGGAACGAAGCGACAGAAGAAGUUGGGCUGAGGCAGUGUUGGCGGUGGCGGCGCCACUUUUGGAAAGAGCGGCACCACCGCCCAAUUUGACUCGUGUAUUAUCGAAAUUGGCCCAACGACAUCCGCGAUCGCCAUUGGUUCACGCGCUGAGUCCGGCAAUCACCCGAUGUCUCAAGCACACUGUCGAUUUUGGAAAAUCACCCGAUAUGCGAAAAUUACUUCAAGUUUUUGUUGCCGCGAUCUAUGAGAAUAAUGACGGCGAAAAGGCGAUUCGCGAAUAUAUAGCGUCCGUUCAUGGUCCAGGAAGUGAUUGUCCACAUCCACGAGUGCUGCCAAAUUUAGUCUCAAUUUGCGUCGCUGCUAUUUUUCACAGGUUCGAGGAAGUAAAUCGGGAUUCUGUAAAUGAGGAUAAAACAGUCGAUUUGCCACCUUUAAGUUGUUAUCUGCUGGUUUUAAACGUGGCAUCGGAAUACGCUGAUUGGAGACCGGGACUCUCGGCACUUUUACAACCAGUUCCAUUUCCGGAAGAAGCAUUGGCUGACAAAGAGGUUCAGGAAUCGGUAUUAAUGUGCGUCAUGAAACGCCUCGCCAAAGAUCCACGAUGUACAGUCCACAGAGUAUUACUUCCGGUGCGAGAACUACGUCCCGGUUGGAUUCAUAUUGUUGCCCCAUCAAGUCCAGCUUGUCCCGAUCAAGGCGAAUUAUUUGGCGAAAUGUUGACGACAUUGUUGGGAUGUUGCUGUCGAAGAAAGCGUUUCAUCGGCUCAUUGAUGAAACAAGCCGGCGGUGCUUGUAUUCUGUUGGGUGUGAGAGGCUGUGAUGCUGCUCAAGAGGCUCUUUGUCUUAUGUUAGAAUGGCGCCUUCUGCCGAACGAAGAAGCACGACUGCAAGUCGUUUCCGCUCUUCAAUCGACAGAGUCAGGAAGAAAUCGUUACGCUGCACUUUGCCAAAAACAGCGAAAUCUCCAAGAACUCCAACAGAAAGGCGGACCGAGAAAAUUGACGCUACCAGUUCGUGCUACUGAUGCAGACGUUGCAUUGCUUCUUGGUGGUGGAGCUUUGGGCAAUUUAGAGUGCUUGAGUUUGGCUUUUACGUCAGUCACGUCAGCGUGUGCUGAGCAAUUAAUUAAGCUCCCGGCACUAAGGUACUUGAAUUUAUGGGCAACUCAGUUUGGUGACGCGGGCCUACAAAUGAUAAGCGAACAUCUUCAAAAACUUCAGGUUCUCAAUCUUUGCGAAACGCCUGUUUCCGAUAAAGGCAUUUCUACUCUGGCCUCACUGACAAGCCUACGAAAAUUGAACCUAAACAGCACAAAAUUAUCGGCCCAAACGUUUGAGUCGCUGAAGAAGAGAUUGCCGUCACUUCAGGAAUUUGAUGUACGCUACACUGAGGCCUGGUGACCCGAACUUUUCUACAACUCUCAAUCGACCAACGGCGAUUCCGGUCGACGAGGAAUUGACGGUCCAAAUCAAAUUGGCAACCCAACAAGAAAAUUUAGUGCAAGGGCAAAGAGUUAAGGCGGUUGGAUAAUAAGACAAACAAACAAAAUAAUAAUUAUCUAUAAUAAUCUUCAAGAUAUCAUCAUAUUCCUCUUCAUUUAUCUAUACUUCACUUUUUUUAUCCAUGUAAUGCACGGGAAAAAAUUUUGGUCAGCAGCUGCACAUAAAAUGGACCGCUGUAAUUCCUAAAACGUGACGCUGACACACACAUAGCCUGCAGAGCCACUGCUCUACUGUAGGCUGUUCAGUGUCUGUACACAAUUUUUCUCGUAUGGAGAUUCUGCAAAAAAUUCGAGAAUGUACAACAAAAAAAAGAAGAUUUUUGAAAAAACAGAAACAAAUUUUGAGUUAAGAGAAAAUUUACUAGAAAAAGAAUGUAAAAAUCCGAAUUUACAAGAAAAUUUAAAAAUCAAACAACUGGAAAUUGAAAUAUUUGACUUAAAUAUCCAAAAAUUGAACAAUUAAUUCACAUACAAUAGAAUAAAUUCUUUUUAAAUAAAAAUUCCAAUCAAAAGUACGAAUGUAAUUUUUCGACGAAUUUUCAAAGGAUGAUAUAUUAUCUUUAGCAUAAAAACAUUAUCUUCCCGUGAGUUCUUUACCACUUCCUAUAAAACUCUUCACUUAUAAUGCAAAAAUAAAAGAAAGAAAAAAACUCCUUGAAUCGUCUUCGAAUGUCUAUAUGUCGCCGAUAGAAAGAUUCAAAGUAGGAUACCAACUGCCUUAAAUGAAUUCUGAGCUACCACUGCCAAAAAGUGCAUGCUGAAACAGGAGAAAAAACAGUCCAGUUAAAAAAAAGAAAGCUCCAUUUUAAAACUCUCGAGACUCGCUGAAACCAAAAUAAACCCAGAAUUUUUACCUGUUAAAAAAAUCAAUGAAAAUUUCAAUUUCAUUUAAUUACUGAAUCUUUUAUUUUUUUCAAGCAAUUUUCAACAUUUUAUUACUACUAUUAAAAUUAAAUUUUUAUUCCAAUUUGCAUUCAAUUGAAAAAAUUAAUUUAUUUAUAUAUUUAGAAAUAAUAAAGUUCAACAGUUGGAAAACAAAACUUAAAAAAAAGUUUACCAAAAUAAGAAUUUCAUUAUUAUGAAAUUGUAGAAUUUUAUAAAUUAUUAAAUUACAAUUAUUUAAAAAAAAUUUUAUUAGUUAAGAUAUAAAAAUAGUUAUUUAUGAUACAAGUGCGUAAAGUGAGUGAUUAUACGAGUAUAAUCAGAUUUACGCACGUGUAUCAUACAACAUUUUUUGCAACACCCACCUCUAAAGUUGAGUACCUAUCAUGAACAAUUCCAACUCUCUAUUACACUGAAAAACUUUUGGGGCAGCUGCUCUCCCAAUCGAAAAAUUUCUAUAUUUAGUUAACUUCAUACUCAAUAUUUAUCAUGAGUUUUUAUAUGAGUGAAGUUAACUGAACAUAGAAAUUUUUCGAUUGGGAGAGCAGCUGCCCCAAAAGUUUUUCAGUGUAGAAUAAUGUCGAUUGUAUAGAAUUAAAUAAAUCAAUCGAAGAUCAGGAAAAAUAUCAUUAAGCGGGAGUGUAUAAAUUUAAAAGUAAAGUUCGUUUUUUAAUUUUGUGGUUUUGUAUGGUCUAAAACAAUCCUUAUAUUAUGUGAGAAAAAUUUCGGUGCGUAAAGUGAAUCACUUUACACACCGUUUUAAAAAGAGCUUCUUUACACACACUUUUUGGUGUGUAAAAUUUAACUUUAGAGGUUAGUGUUGCAAAAAGUAUAUUAUUUAUAUUAUUUAGGUAGGUACCUAUACAUUAUUUAUAUAUUAUAUAAUAAUAUAGAUAAUUAAAUAAAUUGUUAACAAAUAAAAAAUAGAAAAAUUCUACAAAUCAUUUAUGAAAUCCUAAAAUUAAAUAAAUAUAUUGAGAUACAAAUUAUUUUUAAACUAUAUAAGAUCAAAAAAUAAAUUAUUCUAAUUGUUUCUUUAUUUUUUAUUUCAUUAUAUUAAAGGAAUAUAAUAUAGUAUAAUUUAUUUUUUAUUUAUAUUUUAUUAUCAAAAUUUAUUUCUGUAAUUAAAUUUAAUUGAAAAAUUGACAGUUAAUGCAAAAUUAUUGAUUAAAAAUAAUUAUUGUUAUCAUCGAAAUGAUGAAAUCGAUGAGAGAGGAAUUACUAUACGUGUUCAAUGUAAUAUAAAGAAAAAAACGGAAAGUUCUUGUUGUUUAUUUUCAAUAUUUAAAAAAUGUCACAUGACUCGAGGGGAAAUUAUAGUAUACAAAAGCGCAUCUUAAAAAAUUAAUAAAAAAAUUUCUCGAGCGACACUAUAGUGUAAAUAGUUAAAUUAAGCGAGUUACGACGUUUAAAUAAUUUAUUGUAGGUAGUUCAUAUUUAUAACGUAUACGCUUUACGAAAAACACACACCAACACAAAAUAUAUAUGUCGUAGCCACUUUGUGAAAAACCGCUUUAAUUCACAAUGUGACUAACAUUUAUGUUGGUAGUGUUGAUACAAUUUUUGCGAGGUAAUCACUCUCAUUUACUACCAUUUUCUUUUCAAAUUAUAAAAUAUAUAAAAUGAAUAAACGACACUACAUUAAUAGAAAGAUAUUGAUUUGUAAAUGAAUGAUUUUAAUUAAAGAUUAGACUUACCGUAGAAAUAAUGACAAGAAAUUAACUGUUAAUACAAUUUCUUCAUUAUCGGCAUUGAACGACUUGGACAUUUCAUGAAAUGCAUUUUAUAUUUGGACGUAUUAUGAAAUUUCACUUAGAUUCGCAAAGUACAUAAUUGGCUGUAGCACUUGAUAAAAUGUUCAAAAAUGUUGGACACAUUGUGAAGUAAAUAUUUUUUUCACAAUGUCACCGCACUUCAUUAAACGUGCAAGCACUUCAUGAAAUGCGGUUUUUCAUACAGUGGCUACGACAUAUAUAUAUAUGUGACCUGGCCAGAUAAAAAGGACCUUACAUCCGAAAAAAUCGAUUUUUUAUUGAUUGGUGAUUCUGAUAGAAAAAAGUUUUCUCUAUCAGAAUCACCAAUCAAUAAAAAAUCGAUUUUUUCGGAUGUAAGGUCUCUUUUAUCUGGCCAGGUCACAUAUAAAUACGAAAAGACAUAUAAUUCAAUUUUCAUGUAAUAAAAAAAAAAUUUAGGGUGUAAUGAAUAUUUCUAUAUCCAUAACCUCCUCAUAGAUAAGCAAAAACAAAAAACUAAAAGAAAACUUUCAAUAUGGUUAUACAUAACGUUAUAUUACAUAAAUGUUAUAUAAUGUUGUAUGACUUUUCCUUGCCGGGGCCAUAAAGAUUGGUCCCUUCAAAACCAAAGAAAAACAGAAAAAAAACAAAAAAAAGAAAAAAGAAACAAAAGAUAAAUUUUUAAAACUACCUUUAACGCUCUAUAAUAAAUAUUUAAUUCUUCAUUAAAAUUCUGAAAUUUUUCUUUUCAACAUUUCCAAAUAUACUUGUUAAAAAACAUGUAAAUCAAGAGCGUUAACACAGAAAAUUAAAAGGCAUUAAAAUAAGCUGCAACGCUUCUUAUUUUAAUACAAUUUUGCUUAUUUUAAUACCAAAAUGGAUUAAAAUAAGCAAAAUUGGAUAAAAAUAAGAAGCGUUGCAGCUUAUUUUAAUGCCUUUUAAUUUUCUGUGAAUGGAUUAAAAUUUAAUCAAACGUGCACCCCCCAUACCACAAAAAAUAUUAAAGAUUUCUCCAAUUUGUAUCAUCUGCGAAUGUUUAAAAUUUUAUUGCUCUAUAAUUUUCGGAGCAAAAUUUCUAGUGAAAUAAUUAUUAUUUUUCAUUAUUUCUAUAAAUAAAUAAAUAAAUUAAUUAAUUAAUUAAUAAUUUGAUAAAUUUAACUGAAUUAAAUAAUUAAUAAUUUAAUAAUUACCUUAUUUAAUUUAUUCUCAAAAUAAUGAAAAAAUAAUGAGAAUGAUACUUCAAUAAAGGAAAAAAUAAAUUUGAGAUUUACUUUUUUCUGAAAAAAGUAAAAUUAAGUUAAUAAAUAAUUUAUUUAUAAUUACUUUUUCAGUCAAGAAAUAUUCCAUACCUAUAAUUUUUGUAAAAAUUUUAGGAAAAAAAUUGUUUUUAUUUGUUGUUAUAAAUUACACUGUAAAUUAUUUUUCUAAUAGUUUAAAAUUGUUUAUAAAAUUUGUAUUUUUAAAAGGAAUGUUAUUAAUUAAUAAUAAAUACAUUAUUAUUUUUAACAGUUAUUAAAUAAAUUGAUUAUUUAUAUUAAUUAACGAAUUUGACAAUUUCGCAAUUUUUCGGUAAACUUAUUGCGGAAUUGAAAAAAUAUACAUAAAUGGGAUUUGAAUGUAAUAAUGAAAAUAAAAAGGAGAAGUCUUUAUUUCUAGAAAGAAAUAAAAACGAUCGAGAAUUAUAAAUAUAUAUAUGAAAGAUUUUAGUAGUUAUAAACUACAAUAAUAAUAAUAAUAAUAAUAAUGUAAUUCUUGAUUCACCUAAUUGAUAGGAUGACUGAUUCUGUACUUUGUUUCAAUAUAUAUUAUAAUUAUGUAAAAGCUGCAAGGGAGCAAGCAUUGUAAGAAGACUGUUUAUGUCAAUUUCAAUAAGGAUAUUAUAAUUUAGCCAGUUAUGAUAAUGAAUUAAAAAAUAUAUGGCAAAAUAAAUUCGAAUUUAAUACCAUAA